Rotaria socialis is the source of this 8166-nucleotide messenger RNA. NCBI's taxonomy places the organism in Eukaryota, Metazoa, Rotifera, Eurotatoria, Philodinida, Philodinidae. The record is from the annotation of a GenBank genome assembly.
AUGGGUCAACAUUUGUCAAAUGUGAAUUCGAAACUUGUUGAUUGGGCUAGUCAAUAUGGGACGAAGCUUGCGCCGGACUCGAUUAUAGCUGCCAAUGGUAAAGAAAAUAUCAGUCCAUUUGUAUCGAUGAAAACACUUGCCGAUGCAACAACAAAUCAAAUUUUGAGUUCUGAAAAAUUAUUGAUAAAACAAAUUCAAAAUUACCUUUUAUCACUGAGCAAAGCGAAUGAAUUGGUAGAGAUCAAUGCUGAAAUUAAUAAAAUCCUCAUGGAGAGUUGCUUCGCACCUAUUAUUGAUCGUUAUCAAAGUGAACUUCAAGGACUAAAAGCUAUUGUUGAUAAACAACAAGAAUUACAAAAAUAUUUUAAGAAAACAAUCAGGGAGAAAAACAUCUCACUCGGUGAGACUGCUACAUCAAGUGGUAUCAUUGAGAAAUCUACAGUAGCUAAUGAAAUACAACACAUAGAAGCAAACGAAGCUCAACCAUUUUCUUGUUUUGCAAUAAACUUGUUAGCAUCAUUAUUGCUAGUUUCAAUCAAAGCCCAAGAACGCAUCGAUCCAUCGAUUGCUACACAAAUAAUUACAUCAGCUAGUCCGUUGUUCGAGCAAAUCCCCAUUAGAAAUUUAUCACCAGAUGAACUAUCGUCAAACAUCAACAGCUUGGUGUCUAAAUCAUUGGCACCGUUGAUAAAUUAUCUAAAUGAAUUGUCUAUGUCAGAAGAUCACGCUUUAGCAAGACCAGCUGUGCAAAUUUUAUUAACGUUUUCGAUUGCGCACGGAUCAUUCAAAGAUCUGCUCCCUAUCAUCAGCAGAUUGAUAUUCAAUUCUACUGACAUUUAUAAUGUUCGAGAUUUAAUUGCAAAAAUGAACAACAAACUUACAGAAACUAUCAACCAAUUUGAACAAAGCAAGGCAAUAGCGAAGUCAACAACAGGCGAGCUAUCACUGAUUUCAUUGGAGUAUUUAACGUUCAAUGGAGUAUUUCCUAAUGCAAAAUUAGCAGAAAUAGAUGAUACAAUAUUUACUAGUGAAUUUAUUUCAUCGGUUAUUCUGGCAUAUGUUGACAUUUACAAUGAAAUUAAUUUAAACAAGCAAUACCAAAAUGGUACAACGUAUAGUUCAAUUUCAUUUGAAUUUCAUCCGAAUACGUUCAAGCAAUUGUUUCAUAUUCUAGCACAAUUAACUACAAUUAUAGCAGAAAAUCCCAAACCAGUCCUAAAUCAUAUUCUAACUGUUUGCGUCAGAUUAUUUAAAACUCAUUUAAGAUUUCUCUCUAGCAUGAAGUCAACUAUUGAACGAGAAUUAUUGGCAAAAACAGAAGAUGAACUAAUAAAAGUGACUCAAGACACUUCCAAAGAAAAUGCGGAUAAUAUUGAUUUAGGUGCAUUUGUAAAUGACGAUGAAUUAAACAAAUGGUUUGAUAUAUUAUUGCAAUUCGCUUGUGAUGAUCAGAAAUCAGAACGAGCAACAACGUGUAGAGAAGCAUCAAAAGCGCUGAUUUACGUAAUGAAUUUAAAAGCAACAUCAUUUACAGAAAAUCUAUCAUUUAUUCAUAAAUAUAUUAUUGAAAAUAAGCAUCACAUAUUGGUCGAACAAUUAAUCGUUGAAUUAAAUAAAACAGUCACACGAUGCAAUUGGGUGGAAAUUUCGUCUCGUGAUAAUACACCAGAAAAUAGUGAAUUGUCAACCGUAUUGCAUUCUUUCAUCGAUCUUUAUUUCAAUUCAACGAGUAUAUUGAAUGACGAACAAAAUCAGCAGAUACAACAAGUACUUAUGUCAUUUCAACAAUUUUUUCUAGUUCGUUUAGUACCACCUUCUAGAAUGAAAAAAAUUCAACUCCAACCGACGGAUAAUAACAAAUUGGACGAAUUUGAACUAUUUAUUGACAAGAUUUCUGCAUUGUUUUUCGCUCAGCAUAUCGCCUAUAUAUUGAGAAAUCAUUUGAACAACAUAUCAAGAUCAAAUGACUUAAUGAAUCAAAUCUUUGUUGGUCUGUGUUUAAUGACGCAAACAGAAAUUUUCAGUUUUACUACAGUUCAACCAAUGUUCACAUCGAUUUUACCAUUAUUAGCAGACUAUUUACUGAUAGAGAGCGUAAACAAUGAGGAAAACACUCUACACGGUCUCUAUUGGCUGAUGGGGAAAAUGAGUAAUGUAUUGAUUACUGGCUCCGAACAGAAUUUAUUGGAAAGAGAACAUGCUGACGAAUUGAAAUUAUCUUUGUUGACUGGUGGAUGCGAGAAAACAGCAAUCGACGAUAGCAAAUAUCUACGGAGCUUAUAUGAAUCCAAUCUUGCCGUUUACAGCAAGACUCCAUGGGCGAAUCAAAAUCAGCUGCUAUCGUCCGAUCAUGAUUUUUUAAUGACGGUACAUAAAAACACUGGUCAAGGUGCAGAACUGAUUAAAAAACUGAAAAUCUACGUUAAAAACCAGCCGCAUUUACUCAAAUCAAUAGAAGAACAAGUAAAUGAUGCAUGUGCCGCUCUAUUCGCUGUGUAUCUUAAACACUAUCGCCGAGUUAAUAUAGCCAAAUUGGAACUAUCUCGAGCAGACGAUAGAAGACCACAUCAUAAACUCAUAUCUCUAUUUGAAUAUGCAUGUCAAGUCCGAACAUUAUUUAUCACUACGAAAGCACAAGAUGGCGAUUGCGAUGCACUAUAUAAGAAAAUCAAAAUGAAAACAUUAUUUCUACUAUCAAUUGUGAAAGAAAGUAAUUUCAUUCCCAUAAUUCAAGAGGAUUUAUCACAAAUAACAUCGAAUAAAAAAGCCAUGGUAGAUGUACAACAAAACGCUGGUGCCGCGUUAAGGAAAGAAAGUUCACGAUGGAAAACAGCUAAGCAUAUAUUUACAAUACUAAGACAUACGCUACAUGCUUGCAUUCGAUUUAAAAAAAUGAUGCUAGCUAAAAGACAAGCCGUUGAACAAAAUCAAGAUAUCGAAAGUAUUUUGAAUAAAGAAAUCCAUAGUUUUGUUUGUAGCCAUCGCCAUGAAAAGCUGAUACCGAUCGCCAGUGAAAAAACAACGUCGGAGUGUGAUGAACUUGCUCAAUGUAUGAUCAAACAAUACGAACGAGCAAUGACUCGAUUGAUGACAUAUCGCUUUAUAAAUACAUUUAUACAGAAAACGUUAACAAUCGAAGAUAACACGCGAACGUCAAUAAUUCUAUCUAUAUUUUCACCAUAUCUAAGGAGAUCUGUGGUCAAUUGGUUCUAUUUAGAAAAUAUUCAAGUAACCAACGACGAAUUGAAAGAAGAAAUUCGAAACAACUAUUAUUCAAUUGGCAAAAACAUUUUAUCUUUAAUUCUACAAUCAAAAAUAGGCGAACAAAAUAUCUUCAAUUUAUUGAAUGUUUCGUACACGGCAGCCGACAUUUAUCUUCUACGUCGUCAUCGAUUCGUUGAAAUAUUAUUUAGAACCUAUGUUAGUUUUGUCGAAGUGAAAGAUCAUUCUGUUUCAAUUGCUACAAAACUAAUCGGAUAUAAUUGGUUUCGACUUUAUGUCUUAGAGGUAUGUAGAAAUGUGCAAAUUGAAGAAUCGAACCGAAAGAUAAAUGAAGAAUUAAUAGGAGAAGAAAAUUUUCUCUUUAAAACACUGGUUCUAAACGAAUUGAAAGGAUUGAGGCAAUUGAAACAAACAUUAUCAAAUGAUACGCAAGAAAGUAUUGCAGACUCUGUAGAAUGUAGAAAUCAUUCUUUGAAUAAUGCUUCCAUUGGUUGGUUUAUUCAUGCAACAACGAAAGAUCAAACAGUAGACUAUUCCAAGAGUUUAUCAUCGAAAUUUGAAAUUGAACUUUGCACAAAUCAGUGGCUGAGUCUUUUGCUUCGAUGCAUUCAUUUGUAUGAACAUGUUCGAACGGUGUGCGGAACUAUUGAUUUCAUUGAAGAACUCCUAUACAUUUAUCGAAAUAGUCAAAAUCAAGCAACAAUUUUACUUGCAUUAAAAAUCUUACGUGAUUUACUUCCAUUACUACCUGAAACUACAAAUGGAUCAGAAAAUUCAAUGAUCAGCACACUAUUGAAUGAAUUUCUAUUUUCAAUCGGUGACAGUUACACUUCACAAACGAUGGCAUCCGAAACGUUGACUGAACUAAUCUACAUUUAUCGUGCAAUCAUGUCGUAUAAGUCGCCUUGGCAAAUGAUGGCAAGACAACUAGUAUUCGAUAGUAUCACAUCCAGUUCGAAUACUAUCGACUGGCAAUCACUCGAAACCAUAAGCACAAAACAAUGGAACUAUUUAUUAGCUGCAUUAUUUAUCUUAGGUGGAUACAUUCAACCGUAUGGACUAGGUUCAAUUGUGGAAAUCUACAUGGAUGAUGAAAAUAAUGAAUACGAAUUGGGUAUCAUCAUUGAUGUCGAUACGAAUGCGUGCGAUCUUGUUGCGGUUGAUUCGGCACCAUAUCUUGUUCAAUAUUUACAAGGAGAUAAAACUGAAUGGGUUAAAAUUGAUAAAUUGCAAGUUAAAUUAGAUGUAUCUGCAGAGAAAUUAUUCGCCGUGUCAAAUACUUGUGAUUCAAAUACAGAUAUAAAUUCAAUUCUUGAUACAUUAGGUUACAUCAUACGACUUGAUACAUCAUCAACCGAUUCGUUACAUCUUUUACAACUUAAACGUUAUGCUAUCACGGCGCUCUACGGCAUUUUAAGUAAAAAUCAAAUAAUUGAUAUUUUCAUGGAAAAACCAUAUGCUUCAUGGGUUGCUCAAUUGUCCAUGGCUGAUUCGUUGAGUGAAGAUCAAAUUAAACCGGCUGAUCUACUUCUAUUUAAUAGAUCGCAUUUGGAACAAUAUUGCUUUAGUUUAGAUCGGUGUGAACGGUUGAAACAAAUUAUUAAUAAUAGUUCUGAAAAUGCAACAAUAGAAAAUACUCAAAUUGACUCAUCGCCAGGCGUUCACAAAAAGGCUCAAGUAUAUAAUAACUGGAAGCGAUUUGCAUCGAAAUUUGAAAUAGAACUAUAUAAGGAGGGUCGAAAUGGUAGCGAUGACAUUUCAAUUGUUCCAUUUCCACACAAUAUAGCUGAUUUAGAUGUAAUUGAAGAGUGUGGCACUAACCACCGAUUUAAAGGCCGAAUUCAUAUGACUUCUCAAAAUCAACAUGGAGCCUUUCCUUCGUUUAUAGUUGAAAAUUUACAGUUAAGUCACGGUAAUUGGUACUACUGCGUUAGAUUAUCAACGGCUGGUCUUGUUCAAAUGGGAUGGGCGACAGCUGGAUUUACACCCGAGAGUGGCGAAGGACAGGGUAUUGGUGAUGAUAAAUAUUCAUGGUCGUUUGAUGGAUCACGUGGGACUCUGUAUAGCAACCAAGAGUUUCAAUUUUUGUCACGGCAUAUUCAGUGGGCAGCAAACGAUGUUUGCGGAUGUGGAAUCGAAAUUGAUGGUGAAAAUACGCGAAUUAGAUAUUGGCUGAAUGGUAAAUUCUUAGGUACAGCAUUUGAACAUCAGUCAAAUAUUGCAUCGACAACAAUCAAAUGCAAUCUUUUACCAAAUGGACCGGCUACAACGUAUUUUCCCGGCAUUACUAUGCAAGCGCACUACGGCGGCGAACAAAGUUGUGAAUUUAUAUUUAGUCCAGAAGAUAUGAUUGAAUGUCCAUUACCCGAAGGUUACAAACCGAUAUUAAUGCCAAAAUUGAUUCAUAAAAAAGAAUGUUUUGUUGCUUAUCCAUACAGUGCAUAUUUGGUAGGUGACGAUGCUCAAGAAUUUAUUUAUACACCACGUAGGAUAUCACCCACCGGUCUUCUACGUGAUUUUAUCAAUGAACAGCAUAUUGAAACUAAGUUACCGAUCAGUGAUAAUCAACUUUUAUUGAAUGAAGAUGAUGGUGGUGGUUUUCCGUUUUCCAUUGAUAAUUCAACUUCAUCAUUAACGAUUAGUUUUGAUUUUCGAAUUUUAAAUACGCAUAGACAUGCUUCAAAUGACAAUCUUGAGAUUCCACUAUUUAAAUUACAAGAAACUAAAGAAUAUUCAGUACAAAUACCAUUCAAUAAAAAGGAUGAAUCAAUACGAACUGUAAUUUUAAUUGAUACCAAAGAACGGCAAAUCAAAAUCUUUAUCAAUAACAAUUGUCAAAUCACCGAUGAUGCAUUCGAUAAUGCAACACUGACCAAAUUCAAUUUUCAUUUUCUGCCUAAUAUGAAUGCUGGGAUAAAAAAUUUCGCUGUUUGGAAAUAUGCACUUUCAAAAGAUCAUGUUCGGCGCCUUUUUACUAACGGUGUUUUUUAUGUAGCCAUGGAUUACGCACAACUGAACACCUAUCGUUUACAAGCGAACAGAUUUACAUUCAUGAAAAAUCAACAAAAAUUUCAAAAUAAAUUUCUAGUCCCCAUGAACGAGCCGUUUGAUGAGACAUUAUGGGCACAAAAACAAAUACAAGCUGACAACGAUGAAUCGAAAUAUUUUAAAUCAAUAGCUGGAACGAACGAAUCAGUUGUGCAAUUAUACGGACAUAAAAGUUAUCUCGUUGCAAAAAAAUCAGCUAGUACAUGGAAAAAUUAUACACUCGUUCUUGACAUUUCCAUACCCGAUUUUCCCAGUAGAAGAGAACAAUUAACACUAGUUUUAUUGAAUCCUACAACAGGAAUAUUUGUCUCAUCCGAAGGUAAACUUUUUGUUUCAACGGCAGAUAGCAGUAACGAAAGUGAUGAAACGCUAAACUUGAAUGAAUGGAUGCGUUUAGUCAUUAGUGUAGAUGAUAAAUUUAUCAAUGCAUAUGUCGAUGGAUUAUUACUAUGUAUGAUCGAAUUCAAUGAUGGUUCAUUGUCUAUGAGUACAAAUCAAUUUCAUCUCUUUAGAGAAGUUAGUUUACGGCGCAAUAAAACAUUUGAAGAUACGCUUCGUAUUGAAUGUAAAUCAAUUACAUAUUUUAGUCGACCAAUAGUAUCUCAUGAGAUGGAUGAAAUAUUGGAAUCAUCAAACUAUUCUUUAGAAUCAUUAGUUGCGCCUUCCUAUUCAGAAAUCUCAACAAGUCUAAUUGGUAUAGGAUAUGAAUCCGCGUGGAUAAAAUCCGUUAUGAACGAAUAUAAAACAAGUAAUAUUCAAUUAAUUGAUACCAUCAUUCGUGAAAAUAAAAACGAAUUGGUAAAGAAAGAUGAGCAAAAGCGAAAAAAGCGCAUUUUAAAUAUUCUAUCAACAUUAGGUUCUUCGAUAGAUCGCGAAAAAUUGGAAUAUUUAAUCGAUAAUUCAUUAGCUGAUACGGACGAUCAGACGGCAGCUAUUGGUGAACUUGUGCUAACUAAUUGGAAUGAUUUACAAACAUCCACAUCUUGCAUUGUUGAAAAAGAAAUUGACGGAGGUGAUAUAAGUACAGAUCAAACAGAAAAUAAAUGGUUUCGACGCACAAUCAAUAGAUUUGGUUCAAAUUAUGGUUUUACUGAAUGGAUUCAAGAUAAAUCCAGCAAGACGGAGAGCAUGGAUGAUACGUAUCAACUAUUCGAUUACAGUAAAUCGGAACAUGAACAAACAAUAGCAGCAACUGGACUUUGUGAUCAACGAGCGAAAAUUAAAAAAUCUAUUCAAUAUUCACAUAAGAAUAUUUCCUACGAAGAAUAUUCUAAUUCUCGUAUUGCUUGCGAAAACGGACUCAUAUCGAUUUAUGCACGAGAAAUAAUUUUGAAUAUAUUAAAAUUUGGAUCAAUGAGUAGAUCACCACAUGGAUUCCCGCUGGAGAAAUUGGGUGAUUACCCAUUUAUUGUAAAGUUAUUACGAUCGAUAGACAAUCAUUAUACAUAUGCCAGUAUACGUUUCGAUGAUAGCGUGUAUAUAGUCAGUUCUUUAGUAAAAUCUAUUCUCAAAAAUGAAAUGAAACAAUUAAUUGGAAAUACUAAUGAAGCUCUAUCAAGCAAAGUUCCCUUAUUUUAUUAUUUGCAAAAGGAUAUGAUCGUACGAUCGAUUCUCUAUUUAUUGAAACUUUCGUCAUCGAUGGACGAGUCAGAUAACAUAUCGGCAAUGAUCUACGAGCGAACAAAAAGCGAAGAACCAAAUUUGAAUUUUACUCUGAAAAUGUUAAACCUAUUUGUAGAAUUAGUAACCGAUAAAUUAACGAUCAAACAUGAACAAAUGGAUGCGAUUAUGUCGAUUGUCUUUCCUGAAUCAUUGAUAAGCGCAAUGUUCAAUUUAUUCCUACUGUUGCCAAAGCAUCAAUCGAAAAGUUUUAUUCUCCAACUAUUUGUUACGUAA